CAAAUUUGCAUUUGCAUUGUGUAAACAUAUAAAUGAUGUCCCUAUGAGGGCGCAGUUAUCGUAUAUAGAAUCCAAUCUAUUCUUCAUUUAUCUAUUUUCUUCACUUUCCUAUGUCGCUUCCGGUUUCUUCAACUCAAAAGACAUUAGGCCGUGUGUCAAAGUGCGCACGUGCGCACGACUACUCUCGUUCUCUCUCGUACGGAGCGUGUGUGAGCUCUCUUGACACGUAAAUGGUACAUGAAGCUUGCCAAGAGAGCCAUUCAAUCUGCGUCGUGUGAGAAAGUCUCAAAGCCUCGGCCACGAAUCGACUCGUUCUCGACCUACACAUCAAAUAUAUACAUACAUAAAUACAUACAUAUAUAUAUGCAACAUACAUAACAGAGAGAUUCGUUUUCCUCAUAGCCUUUGGUGUCGAGAUCAUUCGUGCACGUUGUUUCUUUUCUGCACGAAUAGAAGCGGAGGAAAUAGUGUGCGAAUAGGCGAAAGGAUGAGAAUUAGGCAUGUCGGGAAAUACUCCUUGGUUUUCAGAUUUAAUUUAUUUAUUUAUGUACGGGAUAUGAAUGCAAGCCCCGAUGUUCUUAGUAUUGUUGACAUGUGUCGUUGGUACACUUUCAUUAGCCGGCAAUGAUCGAGGGGUUCCAAAUUUGGUACAACGAAAUCAAAGAUACGCCUUGAGCGAAUUUUUGAUCCCACCACCGCUACCACAACUGCCAUCACGCAUAUUUCCCGGAGGAAGGACUGGACGAACUACUAAUCCACAUCUUGCUGAAUCUCCUGGUUAUUUCUCAAAGUUCAUAAGUUGGUUAAAUCCGUUUACAAGUGGUACUACCGUGGAAACGCCUCUACCUCCACCUCCUGAAACGCUCCAUCCGCCAAAGUUUGUUCAAUCACAUGUGCCACCACUACCAUCAUCGGGACAACCACCUGGAUUGCCAUUAGCAACGUCUCAAGUUUACAAUGCACUACCAUCACCUGUUUUUGACAGACUACCAUUGCCCCAACCGCCGUCUCCCGCAGAUAUUUACAACAAACUAAAUCCACAGGCCAAAAACAAGAAUUGUAAUCCGUGCAACAAAAUUCCUUGGUUACCCAUGAAUCUUGGAGGAGCAUACCUUCCUCCAAGCAAUCAAGAUGGACAUAUUGGAGUUGUGACUGGAGAAUAUCUUCCACCGAGUAAUCACGGACUCGUUGCUGCUGCAUCUCAGGAGGUCAAAAUACCAGACUUUUUUUAUGCACCAUCUUUACAAAACGGAGAAAUUCCAUCGAUCGGACCUCUACCGAAUCCACAUUUGUAUCCAGGUCCUAUGCCUCCGCUGUUCAAAGCAGAAGUAUUUGAUUAUCCUACUAAAGGAAAUUUACAACAUCACGAGGUACCCGUAUCGACUAUUAUUGAAACAAGUCCAUCGUUAUCUUUAGGAAUAUCAAAUGAUCAAACGAACAACUCCGGUGAUAGGAAUUUAGGAAUUCCUCAAGAAGGACAAACCAUUUUUGAAAGUCAUCAAGUGUCUGGUUCAAGUCAUACUGAGUUCAGUAAUCAAGGAUAUGGUGGAGUUCAAAUAGACUUGUUUUCUAGUGCUUCUCAUGAGAAUCAACAAGGACCCGUGGUUUAUCCAAAUCUUAAUAAAGAAAAUGAUGCAACGUCGGUUAAAGAAAAUUUCGAUGAGUCCAAGAUAAAUCAAUUUUCAGAACCUAAUGCUUCCGGUAAUUUCGAACAUAUAAAUUUUGGGAAUAAUCAACAAUUCGUUGAUUCUUCUAGAUUGGAUUUUCAAAAAACCGAUCAGACUGUUCCUUCAUCUGUAAUAGGAAACGAUCAUUAUGUUUUUGGAAAUACAGAGUUGGGACAGCAAAACUACAAUGGUGAUAUCUCAUCUAGUAUCGGUAUAGUUAAAGAUUCUCAUGCAUCAGGUACUGAUGGAUUUUCCAAUGUAGGAAAUCCAAUAUAUUUUGAAGAAUCGCCAUUGACAGAUUUAACAAAGACGAGCGAAAGUCGUACUGAUUCGCCCUCGAUAUCUUCUCCUUCUACCUUCAUUGAUCUUGAUAGAGAACAAAAUUCUAAGGCAACCUUGGAUUAUGAAUCGAGGCCGAAUUCUUUCCAAGUACAACAGGAAAUUAAUCGAUUAGGAUUAUUGGGUGGUAGUAAUGAUAGUUUUUUGAAUUAUUCGACAGAAAGUAAUGUGAUCAAAGACUUAUUUAGAAUUGACAAAAUUAAUGAGCAAACAUGGAGAAAUACUAAACCGACUACUUUGACUACCGAAGGUUUGCAGAAUUUUGAUACUUUAUUCGUAGCACCACAAGCACAAUUAACUGAUUCUUGGUCAGUCGUUUUGUCGACGACAAUGAGGACGACACAAGAUGAAACUUUAUUAAAUAAUUUAGGAAAAAACAAAGACACAAAUAAAGAAGAUCAUAGUUUACAACAGUAUGGAGGAAAGAGAAAUAAACAGGUACAGGUAAUAAUUCCGUAUACGUCGCAAUAUACUCCAUUACCUUUUCAUACGUCCUAUGAUGAUAAAGAUAAUGUGGAACAAACUCAACAACGGACAGUAUCUUUCGUGGACGUAUCGAAUCGCGACAACUAUGUCAGUGAAGAGUCUAGAAGCGAGAGUAAGGUGAUAAGUCUUCCAGAAACGGUGACAGUUUCCGGCAAUUUGAAUAUUUUGGAUGAUCAUACGACGAAAGUUGUAACAACGACAACUGAAAAUGUCUUUAAUAUUAGUACGAAGAAAGUUAACAAUUCGAUAGACGUUCAUAGAUUACAAAAGAAUAUUGACAAUUGGACAAUACAGGAAUAUUCGCGAGGAACCACUUUUAGCACGAUCUUACCCAGUUCUUCUCGUCCUUAUCUGCAACCAUCGAAAAAAAUACCUAACGAAUAUUUCACGACAACGGAAUCUGGCGAACAUGUGAACGGUUUGAACGAUCAUGAAGAAAAUGUAAAAUCUUUUGCAUUGGCUGGAUUCAGUUUUAACGAUAUCGAGGAUGAAGGACCUAAUUCAUUCGAAGAAUCUAGGAUACAGACCAUACAUGUUGAAAAUCCAACAACCAAAGCGGAAUUUAAUACGUCGAAUGUAAACGAAAAUAACUCGAACGUGACCACGAAGAAACAAGAAAGUUCUUGGAAAACUUUUCCAGUAUCGAUUUCGACGGUCGAUAAGGAACGAGUCUAUGUCGUGACUCCUCAGACAACUACAACGGUUGCAACCGAGCGUCGCGAGGAGGAAAAUAAAUCGAGUACGAAGAGCUCAAAGAAAGGGAGCGUAGUCUAUUCGAAGAGCAUCAAGAGUAAGCAGGAUGAGUUCGAGAAAAUAGAGAGAGCUUAUCAAGUUCUACCGCAGGCUGUAAAUAAUUUAGCUGUGGCUUCCACGGGUCCGGAAACCCUUCCUCUAUGGGGAAUAAUGGAACACGAAGAGUUUGCCUUGUUAGGCCAAAAUGAAGACGAGAACAAUGACGAUGAGUCAAUAGUGGCGCCUAUCCUUUAUACCGGACAUUCUAAGGUUUCACGGGCUAGGCGAUGAUUAGAUAAAAGACUUUCGAUUGUAUAAAGAUUUUUCAUACUUCUGUUUUGUCGCUGAUAUAACUUCGUACAUAGAUUAAUAAUAGAUAGAUAAGUAAUAUUUGUGAUCGUCGAGGAGCAUUUUUAAUUAUCAAGACUUUCCGGUCGAUGCAAAGAAGAAGAAAUCGGUCAGGCGCCAAGUCAAGAAAGAUGAAGAAACCACAAUUUCUCAUGUGCAAGAUAUUUAAUUAAAGGGACAUCGAUAACUAAUUAAUUUAAAAACUAGUGUUAAACGAAUGUGUGACUGAUAGUGAUUGAUGAUAUGAGAAUACUAAACACAUCGUGUUUUGUUAUUUUCUAUCAGCUCAUAUGGUAAUAUUCAUUAGUUAUUUAUCUUUGAUAUGUAUAAAAUAUCCAACGCCAGAACUUGCGAAAAUAAUAGUAAAGUAUUUUAUUUCUAUGUUUAAUAUUUAUUCACCACAUUACAUCGCGUUUCUUUCAUUCGUUUGCCAGUUAGAGAUUUUCUCUCAGGGUCAUUGAAUUUUUUUCAUCCAAUAAAGUCACUUAGGAUUUUUAUUUUAUUAUAUUAUAUUAAUUUCUUUUGUAUAAUCGUACAUAUUUUUUAAGACUAUUUCUAUUUAAUCUUUAACGAAUAAGAAAAACGAAGCAAAAAAUUUUAAAUAUUCAAUAAAAAAUUCGACGAUUGAUUCUUCACUAUUCACCUUAAGCCAACUGUUUUCUAUUUGCGAUGUGACUCGAUUUUCAAAACGAUUGCAUUUUACUUCAGAAAGUCACUUUCGCCGAUUUCGAAAAUCUGGAUGCUAGCCAAAAGGUGAUUCAGGUGAUUGUAACUAAAUAUAUCAACCGUGCGUGCGGCACAUAAAUGCAUAUCAUGAAAUUGAUUUGACAUCGGCUUUUCAGAAUCGUAUGGUGAAAGGAGAAAAUACAGUAUCCGGACAUAUUUGGAACGCAUGAACGCACGUCUGUGCGUGAUUUUACUACCGCAUUGGAAAAUUUAGAAGCGUACCUGCUAGGUCAGUACGAAGAUUUAUUUUAAAUGGUAAAUUAUUAAAGAUUCAUUACUAAUUAUAUAUUAUAAUUCAGUUUAAUUGCACAAUCAACAAUUAUUUUAGCAUAAUCCAUAAUUCUAUAGAAAGAACUUUCACAUUUGACUGAUUACCUUUGCAAUUGACCUUUACAAU
Molecule: messenger RNA, 4695 nt
Organism: Vespa crabro (European hornet)
Lineage: Eukaryota; Metazoa; Arthropoda; Insecta; Hymenoptera; Vespidae
Exons: 6
Coding region: 561-3515 (984 amino acids)
Source: RefSeq, a predicted model, not a curated record